AUGGCUAACUACAUUACACCCGAGGAGAUUGUUGACGGUAUCGAAAGCUUGUCUACCUUUAAAUAUACAGAUUAUCCUAAUGGCAAGGACUCAAGACUUGAAUCUCUACCCCAUUUAGAUAUCUUAUCAACUUUUGAUCGCACUCCACGCCUUUCGGACGCAGAUAUUGAUUCUCAAUUACCAAUUCGUACUAAUUUUGAUUACUAUUCUACUCGGGAAUUUCAAACUUGUUUAGAAAUUCAGAAUUUAAAAAUGAACAAUUCAAUUUCAUUCAUGCAUGGCAAUAUAAGAAGUCUAGCAGCUAAUUAUGAUAAACUUUCUGUUAUGCUUGACGAGCUUCAAUUUCCAUUCUCAAUAAUAGGAUUGUCUGAAACUAAAAUAAAGACUGACAAGGAUUGUUUAGUUAACGUUGAGUUAACAGGAUAUAACUUUGUAUCACAACCUACUCCUACAAAUGCUGGCGGUGUGGGCUUUUAUAUAAUGGAAACCAUAAAUUAUAAUAUUAGAGAUGACCUAGGCGUAUCAAAGGAUGAAUUUCAAGGCUUGUGGGUUGAUAUUGAAAUACUAAAUCAAAAAUUAACUUGCGGUGUUUUGUAUAGGCAUCCUAGAGUCAAAUUAGAAGCAUUCACAAACUAUCUAUACUCAUGUCUCGACAAAAUUCAGCAAGAAAAUAAAACUUGUGUCAUCCUGGGCGAUUUUAACAUAAAUCUUCUCAACUAUUCUGCCCAUACUCCGACUGAGGAUUUUGUAAACACUUUGAGCUCUUAUUUUUAUACUCCACAUAUUCAUAAACCCACACGAAUAACAAAUCACACAGCAAUACUUAUUGACAAUAUAUUUUUAAAUUCUAUUAAGUAUCAUACUAUAAGCGGCAAUAUACUUUCUGAUAUAUCUGAUCAUCUUCCCAACUUUCUUAUUAUUAAUCAACUAAAUGCAUUGCCAAAAAUUUCAAAAUUUAUAAAAGAGAUUAUUCAAAUUUAGAUGAGACCGCUUUAAUUGAUGAAAUACAGUCUGUCAAUUGGGAAACUAUUUUCCCUCAUGACUGUGAUGUUAAUAUUAUUUUUGACAGGUUUUAUUCUACAAUUGCAGAUAUUAUAGACAAGCAUGUCCCUGUUAAGAAGCUUAGCAAAAAACAAAUUAAGUUUUAUUCUAAACCUUGGAUUACACCUGGUAUUAAGAUUUCUAUUAAAACUAAGAAUAAGUUAUUUAAAAAAUACCUAAAUAAUAAAAGCCCUGAUUACAGCCAUAAUUAUAAAUCAUACAGAAAUAAAUUAACUAAUCUAUUAAGAGUUAGUAAGGAGAAAUAUUUUAAUAGUUAUUUUAUAAAACAUAGUAAAGAUGUUAAAGCUAUUUGGAGAGGCAUAAAAGACUUAAUUACACUCAAACCAAAACAUUCAAACGCACCCUCUAAAUUGAUUAGAAACAGUAAAGAAAUUGUAGAUGCUCAAGAAAUUGCCAAAACAUUUAAUGAAUAUUUUUCUAAUAUAGGUAAUCGCCUUGCCAGUUCAAUUCCAAGUACAAAUGUCCCACCAUUAAGUUACAUGAACCCUCCACAAACUUCUAGUUUCUUUCUCAGUCCCGUUACAAGAUACGAGAUAGAACAGGAAAUUAUCAAACUAAAUCCUACAAAAGCUACCGGGCCAUUCAGUAUACCAAUUAAGUUACUUAAAAUACUUAGUACAUAUUUAUCAAAACCAUUAGAAGUACUCUUUAAUCAUUCAUUUGUAACUGGAGUAGUGCCUGAAAGCUUCAAGUCAGCACGUGUAAUUCCUAUAUUUAAAAAAGGUUCUCAAACUUGUGUCAACAAUUAUCGUCCAAUCUCCCUGUUAUCAAUUUUUAAUAAAUUAUUAGAAAAAUUGAUGUGUAAAAGGUUAACUAACUAUAUUGAAAGAAGAGAAAUUCUUUAUAAGGGACCAUUUGGAUUCAGGUCAAAGCACUCUACAGUACAAGCAGUCAUAUCGAUUACCGAUAAAAUCCAAAGAGCAAUUGAGGAUGGUUUGUUUUCUUGUGGAUUUUUUUUGGAUCUAAGUAAAGCUUUUGAUACUGUUAACCACCAAAUAUUAAUAACUAAACUUGAGCAUUAUGGUAUAAGGGGAAUAACAAAAGAUUGGUUUAUUUCAUACUUAGAAAAUCGAAAACAAUUUGUAUCCAUAGGAAGUUCAGUAUCCGACGAGCUUGUUGUCCCUUGUGGUGUCCCACAAGGAUCUGUACUCGGCCCACUGUUGUUUCUUCUGUAUAUGAAUGAUUUCAAUAAUAGUUCAAAGGUUUUCGAUUUUCACCUUUUUGCUGACGAUUCUAAUCUGUUUUGUACAAACAAGAGUGUUUUGGACAUGGAGCAAGUUAUUAAUGAUAAUAUUGUAAAUAUUAAUUCCUGGCUUAACUGUAAUAAACUUUCCCUUAACAUUGAUAAGACAAAUUUUGUUAUUUUUCAUCCACCUCAAAAGAAAAUUACAUCCACAAUAAAAAUAUUUAUUAAUCAAGUACAAAUUAAACAAGAAACUAGUCUCAAGUAUUUAGGAAUCUAUAUAGACUGUAAUCUUAAUUGGAAAAGUCAUAUUCAACAUAUUUCGAAAAAAAUCAAUUGAAGUAUUGGAAUGUUGUGGAAAAUUCGCCAUUUUGUUACCUCACAUGUAAUUACACAAUUUUAUUAUUCCUUAAUUUACCCAUAUUUGACAUAUGGAAUAACGUUGUGGGAAACACCUAUAUUUCAAAUCUUAAUCCAAUAAUAACCUUACAAAAAAGAGUAGUCCGAAUUAUUACCUUUUCUAAAUUUGCCGAUCAUUCUAGUCCUUUAUUUAAAAAUCUUAAUAUUUUGAAGCUCGUUGAUCUUGUUUUUCUAAACAACGCUUUAUUCAUGUAUGAUUAUCAUAACGGGAAUCUUCCUGCUACAUUUAAUAACAUAUUCAAACAGGUCACAUCAGUACAUAAUUAUAAUACCAGAUUGGCUUCUAGAAGUACAUAUUAUAUUGACAAAAUAAGAACUAACUAUGGCAAAUUCAGUCUUCGAUUUCAGGGUCCUAAAGUAUGGAAUGAUAUUGAUGAUAAAUAUAAAACUCUUAGCAAAUCAUCUUUUAAUAGCUAGCGCUGCCACAAGUAUUCAUGAAUAUAUACUUUUAUAAUUAUACAAAAUGAUAUAAAACUCAUUAUUUCAUUUAUUUUAUAAAAGGUCACUAGACUGGUUUAGUCUUCACUAUUUCUGGUGACCUGUGCCAUAAUAUUUAUAUUUAAAAAAAAACAUAUAAUGUUAUUUUACUUGGUGGUGCGAAAUAAAUUGUUGUUGUUGUUGUUGUUGUUGUAAACAAAAUGUUUAAAAACCGGCAGGAAAACCCCAUUGAUAAAUAAAAAUCAGGUGAAAGUGAUCGUAAAUUGGGUGAUCUGGAGAUUUGUUUAAAAAUCGGGCGACACCCGAUAAAACCGGGUGAGUUGGAAGGUCUGAAUUUUAGUUUUCACCAGAAGUGGAGAAUCUUCUGAUGAAAAGUGUAAAAAUCAGUGUGUGCAUCUCCGAGAAGCAAUGGAUAUAAAACUUAUAAGUUUGCCAAAUAUGCUAAAAAUGAUAAAAAAAUGCUAGAUAUGCAAUAUCCCUAGCUCAAAAUGUGCCUUACCCUGACAUGGCUGAAACUAUUCUUUUGAUUUAAUAAGUAGUGACCUGCCUAACCUUUUUCAUAAAAGACUACUUCUCAACUAGGCCUAGUCUCCUUUACAGCCUGUUUUUGGGUGCAAUGUUUUCUCCCCACUCACAGGCUGCUUUCAAGAGUACAACAAUCCAUUCUGAUUCAUAAACCAAUCAAAAGCUUGCUUCUAAAAAACAUGCUGACUCAGCAAACAACUGGCAAGAGACAAAAACAAAAUGGCAGACAUUGUAUCAGCAUUACAAAAUGAGGCCUGUUACAAAAUAUGUCAUUAAAGUUUAAAGUGCCUAUGAAAUGAAAUUUUUUAUUUCAGUAAUUGGUACUUUUGGCAACAGAGAUUUCAAAUUUGACACUAAAAAUGUCAAAUUUUAAGAGCAAACAGUAGUUUUGCAAGCUUUUGUAACGUUUUUAUCUUGAAAAAGUGGUCCGGAGACUGGGAACGAAUCGAAUACGCAUGACGUAAUUAGCAGGGCACGAGAAAUUAACACGAGUCAACACAAUACAAACAAUAUAGCACAAUGUCGUCGACUGUAGUGAUAUUUCUGUUGCUCUUUCGGAUUCAAGCGAUUCAAGUAUGUUUUUGGCGCUGUAUAUAUAUGCUGUGUGAAGGUGAAACAUUAAAUCCUCAGGGAGACGAUAUAAUGGACGAUAUAAGUGAAGAAACGACCAAGGAAGCUGAUCUGGAUGGAUUGACGCCGGCCAUUCUAGAGGCUAGAUAUAACCGAAAGAAUAAAGUUGAUUCUUGGUAGGUAGCUUUUUUCAGUUUGAUACAUUUGAACUUCAGUUUUAAAUCAUUAAAUUUGACAAAAACACUCGAUUCAACUCGCUGCUUCAAUUUGAUAUAGGUGUAAAUGUGGCAAGUGCUCGGAUCAAAACUUGGUUGAUGCAUGUGAAUACCGAUGUUGCCAUGAAAUUGUUGAAGCGCUUGGGAAACUAACAAUCGACGGGAGCAUCGCCGGAGAAAAUUUCAUGUUUGACAUUGCAAGACUACAAGGCCACAACGAACGAGGCUGUGCUGGCUCAAGUCGGCCCUUUAUUGAGAGACCAAAAGGGCAAAGCUAUAAAUGA
Paramuricea clavata is the source of this 4697-nucleotide messenger RNA. The record is from the annotation of a GenBank genome assembly. Lineage: Eukaryota; Metazoa; Cnidaria; Anthozoa; Malacalcyonacea; Plexauridae.